AAAACUGUUUAAUAUAGGAAAAUAUAUAAAAUACUUUUAACUUCUUUUUUUUGUUUCAAUGAUUAAUUUGUAUUAACUUGUAGGCCUAUGCAUCUUACAAGACAAUUGCAGGUUUUCAAUAAAACACGUUAAUUAUCUACAACAACACACGCCAUGGGAAAUUCCAACAAAAAGCCAAAGAUCUCAACAAUUGCAGAUUUAUCUUGCUGUGAAAACUCCAACAAAGUUGCACAAACUUGCCCAGCAGGUGUGUUUUGUCCAGGAAACCAUGAAGCUGAGAUGUGCUAUGGAGGAGAAGCUGAUCUACACAAACAUGUUACAGGCUGUACAAAUAAUCCAGGCCACACAGGUUUUAUACCACUUAAAGAUUUCAACGCAAGUUGUCUCCCCUCGCGUUUCCAUGACGACGAGCUCAUGUCUGAGACAAUCAAAACAUUGGCAGCCCUAACUGUCCAGGUAAAGACUAAAUUCACCAGUCUAGAGAGACCAGAGUUUUACCCAGGCACUCAAGUUCCAUAUCCAUGUUAUAAGGACAGAGGAAGUCACGUGAUGAGGUUUGGGACAGGGAUGGUGUGCUACACAGAGAAUGACAGAUGUGGAACUUGUCGUUGUGCCAAUUGUCAAGUCUCGGCCACACCCAGCAAAGUGUGGGGGGUUGUUGGUUUGGUGACAGCCACACACGUGGUGUUUGAUGACAGUGAGACCAGACGGACCAGGUGUGUUUUAGGUUUUGAUGACAAUAAACGUCCAGUGGUCUGUCUUUAUGGCUGGAAAGUGUGGUGGGCAGACAUUGAUAGAGACAAAUGUCAGUUGAGACAUGUGACAUGUGACUUAGAAUUGAUUGAUGAACUUGAUAAGAAGUGUGAGCGCUUUCAUUAUCUACUUGAGAGGGUAAGGAACAAAUACAGGAGAUUUGUUGAUGUGGACAAGGCGGCCGUUAUAGUGUCACAUCCUCAUGGCUGUCCUAAACAGGUCUGUGUAGGACGAUGGGCAUACAAAAAAAAGAUUGGUAUCGGGAUCAGGUAUUGGUACACAACAUGUACAUAUCCAUGCGCCAUUGCAGCGUUUGUCUACAUGUUGGGAAAUGAAAGGUUCGUAUAAGUAUGCCUAUCGCCAUCCCAACAUUCUUUGUUGUAAACAUUUCAUUACAUUUAAAUGAUUAAAACAAAUCUUUUGAUUGAUUUAAACCGUUUUACCGUCAAAACUUGCAUCUACUUUAAUGUAUUUUACGCACUUUACAUGUUUAAUGUUUUUAAAAUAUUUUACUUUGUAAGAAAUGCUGGCAAAAUUGUUGAUCUAACCUUACCACACGAAUUGUAACUUUACA
Physella acuta is the source of this 1327-nucleotide messenger RNA. RefSeq lists its product as uncharacterized. The record is from RefSeq and is a predicted model, not a curated record. Lineage: Eukaryota; Metazoa; Mollusca; Gastropoda; Physidae.